CCGGCCCACAUCGAGCACCGACUGGACGCCAUCUUUUAGUUGUGGUCGACGGCGUCGGUUUCGAUUAGCGUCCGAAGUGUUCAGGUACGGUUUACUAAUCCGAAUUUCACAUCGUUGUUGUGACAUUGCGACGCUCUAACUCAUUUUGCCGGUCAAUUUUCCCACUUAUUUUCGUUUUCAAGUAAAUACGACAUACUGCGACCCUUUAUUCAAAUCGAUUUUCGCUGUCACGUUCGCGCGUCUAUUUACAAACAGUGCAGUUUGUCGUCAAAUAGUCAACUUACGCCGAUCUUUUAUCGUCCAUUUGCGUAAUACUAUUCGAAACACUCCGAUGGCGUACAACCGACGAAGUGGCGGUGGAUAUGGUGGUUAUGGUAGCGGAGGCGGCGGUUAUGGUGGUGGCGGCGGUGGUGGAGCUGGUGGCCGAUACAACAACGGCGGCGGUUACCGAGCCGGAGGUGGCUCCGUUAAUCCUUGGCAAUCUGGCUCUGGGUCUGGUCCGUUACCACGACAGGCACAACAAGGCGGGCAUCCUCCGCCAGCUCAAUUGGCAAUGUCUGGAGGAGGUUAUGGUGGUGGUCCAAAUCGAAGUGGAAAUUGGGGCAGUGGUCCUAGAAUGUCACAUAUGAGUAUGCGUCAAAGACAAGAUGGUCAUGGAGGAGGAUUCAAUAAAGAUAAUAGGCGUCGUGGUGGUGGUGAUCCACACAAUAGAUUUUCUGGUGGAGGCCGUAAAUCUGGUGGGGGAACAAAAGAUGCAGAUAAACGUAAAUCUGCAGGAAAAGUUAAUGAUGAAAACAAAAAAGGACAAAAUGAUCGUGAGAGAACUAAGGAACAAUUGGAUGCUGACAAAAAAGUAUCUUAUGUUGGUGUUCCUUCAGCUGUACUUUAUUGUCAUGUAUGUUCUAAACAUAUGUGGGAUUCUGAGUCUUUUGAAAAACAUGUACGUGGAAGACCUCACGAAUUGAUGAUGAAUUACUUAGAUGAAGCAUACAGAAUGCGUGUUGAUUUUAUGAGACAUCAAAUAAAAGCUGUUGAAAACCAAAGAGAAAUUGAUUUGGAACGUGUUACAAACAACAAACAUAAAUCUAAUAGUAAAAAUGCAGGCAACUCUGGUUCUAAACCACUUUUACGUAGCUAUUGUCCUAUGUGCGAUGUACGGUUUUAUGGACCAUUAACUGGGCAUCGAAAAAGCGAUAGACACAGGAAACUAAAACAAUUUUUGCAUCCGGAAUGCAAAUUGUGUGAUGCCUUAUUCCAUACACGACUUGAAAUGGAUGAACAUAAGCUUACUGCUGGACAUUUAAAAAAAGUGUCUGAAAUGCGCCAUGUUGAACAUCCUCAUUUGAAAGAUGAUGAAUUUGAUCUGAUUGACAUGAUUAAAAUUGAAGAAGAAGACCAGCAAGAUCAUGAUCAGAUGCCUGUGGCCAAAAAAUAUGAAAUGCUUGGUGAUCGUGAUGCUACUAAAUUAAAAUUAGAGUUGGAGGGUGGAAGUGGAGAAAAGCAUCAUCGUGGUGGGAAGAAAGGUGCUGGAACUAAGGUAGCUGCUGUUGCUGCUGAUACUGCAAUUACAACUAAUGACAAAGAUCAAGAACAAGAGAGUAAAGAAAAAAAAGAAGAAGAGAUGGAUACAUCAGAUGUUACAGCUACAGGAGAAGAAUCAACUGUAGAAGAUGUGGCUGAUCAAUCGAUAAAAGAAGAUAAUGCUACUAAUGAAUCUGCAACUAACAAAGAAAAUCAACCCGCUGCUUACGAUCCAAAGGUGGCCAUAGGAAAAGAAUUGUUGGUCUCUUCAAAAGGAUUUGUGUGUAGAUUAUGUAAUUGUUUUUUACUGGACGAACAACGUGUUUCAAUUCAUUGUCAGACUGCUGCCCAUUAUAUCAAUUACACAACAAUGACCAAAAUGAAAGAAGCUACUUCAGGAAGUAAGAAACGAACAAUUGAUCAGGUGAUUGAAAAAGAUGAUACUGCCAAGGUUGGUGAAGUUAAAAUAAAAGAAGAAGAAAUUGAUAGUGCUGACAACAACACAAAUGCUGUAACUGAAAAUGUUGAGAUUGAUUCUGAGGAGAGUAGAGCUGUUAAACGCAUUAAAUUGGAGGUUAAAGAAGAACCUGAUACUGAAAACAAUAAAAUGGAUACAACUGAAGCACAAGUAAGCACAGUGACUGAAAAAACAGAAACACCUCCUGUCAUUGAAGAUAAAAUAGCUGAAACUGAAAAAGUGAUGCCAGUAGCCGUACCAAUAGUAACUCCAGUUACAAAGCCAGCGGUUCCAGUUACAACACCAACUAGAGGGCGUGGUGGUGGCAGAGGUCGUGGAGGAAGAGGUGGUGUAGCUAGGCGUGGAGCGCGGCGUUAAAUCUAUAACUCAAAGAAAAAAUUUAAUUAUCAAAAUAUAAAAAAUUAUUUACCCGCAUUUUAUUGUCCAGUAGUCACAGUGAUUUCUACAUUCAUUUUUUAUUAUUAUACAUUUAUAUUUAUUUGUAAUGACAAACCCUUAAUAAUUUAAUAUAAUUUACAAUUAUAAUUUACCCACGGACCAUAACAAUAUUUUUUUCCAUUAAAUUAUACAAAUAUCUGCUAUUAUUAUCAUUUUAUGACUAGCAGUUUUUUCUGAUAGUUAUUAAGUGUAGUGAUGAUAAUAUUACUUUAGUUUACAUUAUUCUGUCGAUAAAUGUAAUCAUGUGUGACAAGUUAUACUAUUAUAUUAUUUAAAUAUAAAUUUAAAUUUUAACUUUACAAAAUAAUUAUUAUUUCGAGUAAGGUUUUUUUACAUUUUAAUAUAUGUGUGUGUUUAAUAACUAUUUUAAUAUUAAUCCAUAUUAUUCUAUGACAAAAUUUAAUUUUGUUCUUUUUUUCAAUAUUGAACCAUUGAUUACUGUGCUAGUUUUUAAUAA
Molecule: messenger RNA, 2894 nt
Organism: Rhopalosiphum maidis (corn leaf aphid)
Lineage: Eukaryota; Metazoa; Arthropoda; Insecta; Hemiptera; Aphididae
Product: zinc finger protein on ecdysone puffs-like
Exons: 10
Coding region: 332-2356 (674 amino acids)
Cellular component (GO): nucleus
Molecular function (GO): nucleic acid binding; zinc ion binding
Source: RefSeq, a predicted model, not a curated record